UGAAAAGUGUACUAACUACGAUUUAGAUUCUCUCUAUAAAUACUUAUAAUUUCUUCUUUACCUUUCUAUUGGUCACUUCUUUCUCUCUAUAUAAUAAAUCUCAAACUCUACUACUGUUCUAUUCAUCUAUAUAUAUUCUUCUAAAUUUUAUGUCUAAUAUUAAUUUUAACUUUAACAUUACAAUGGGUGAAGAAUUUGAAGAAUCCGAGGUUAUUUUCUAUGAAGAAGAUCAUCAUCAUCAAGAAAUGUUUAGUAUUAAUAAUAAUAAUAUUAAUACUAAUCAUUUAAUGAUGAUGAGAAGCAAGAACAAGAGCAAGAACAAGAAAGGUAAUAAAAUUAGGGCAAAUUCGAUGCCUAUGAAUAUUCCAAGGGAAGAGGCAAAUUUGUUUCGAAAUAUUAAUGAUCAUUUAAAUCACGAAAUUUGGAAUAAUUUCGAUGAUGAUAAUUAUGAUUAUGAUUAUGAUUAUGAUGAAAAUGAAGAACUGGUACCGCCUCAUGUCAUCGUCAGGAGGCGGUUAGCCGGUGGAAAGAUGGCUUUUUCGGUUUGUUCGGGCAAUGGAAGAACUCUUAAGGGGAGAGAUUUGAGUCAUGUUAGGAAUUCUAUUCUUAGAAUGACUGGUUUCUUGGAAGCAUAAUUAAAAGUUUUUAUUUUUUAUUUUUUAUUAUUAGAAUGAGAAAAUUUAAAAUUAAAAAAAAAAUUGAAACUUUGGGAUUUAUCAAUAAGAAAAUGUUACAUCCCUGUAAUUAUAAAUUUUAAUUCAUGUUUUUUUUUUUUUCAAUAUAUAGAUUUUUAAGCAUUUUGAGCUGAUAAUGAUUUAUUGAUAAUAUUAUCUCAAUAUUUUGUAAAGCUAAUAAUUAAUUGUUUAAUUUGGCCAUGAAUAAUAAUAAUAAUAUUAUUUUAAUUGU
This is a messenger RNA of Cannabis sativa, 906 nucleotides long. Its product is annotated as protein S40-1. The record is from RefSeq and is a predicted model, not a curated record. The coding region runs from base 150 to 635 and encodes 161 amino acids. The transcript has a single exon. NCBI's taxonomy places the organism in Eukaryota, Viridiplantae, Streptophyta, Magnoliopsida, Rosales, Cannabaceae.